CUGAUUUUUUUCCUGCCUUGUUUUGUUUCUUGGCUUGGAGUGCAACUUGAUAAAAGCAUAAGCUGUUUUUCUGCCUUCUUUUGUUUAUUGUUUUGGGAGUCCUUCAAUCAACACCGAAUUAAAAGAAAUUUAGUUUCAAUUUCAUUUCUAUCCACUCAUUUAGAUAUAAGUUUAUUGGAAUUUGGAAAUUACGUGAAGAUAAAACAUUUUGGAGCCCUGUGUCAUGUCUGAAUCCGUCGCUUCUGUCAACUCCACGAUUAUUUUGGAGGUCAUUGUCUUAAAAGACGUUAUCUUUGGGUGUUCAUGCGUUCCAGUCUAUGAUGUAAAUUGUUACCCUUGCAAUGGAAUUUCAUUAUAUAAACCCACCAAGGACGCUUGGCCGGCAUAUCAACUCUCUUCCUGGUACCAUUUCCAAUAGAAUCCUAAUCCUCCAACGCCAUGGAUUCAGCGAACCCCAAAUUGGAACCUUGGUCUUCCGGACUUUGCGACUGCUUCUCUGACUGCUCCACCUGCUGCUUGACGUUUUGGUGUCCAUGCAUCACUUUUGGACGAGUUGCUGAGAUUGCAGACCGAGGAUCUACUUCUUGUCCUACAGCGGGAGCACUUUAUCUUCUGCUUCAUGCGUUCACUGGUUUAACACUUUGCUUCACUUUUUCAUUUUGCUACACUUGCUUUUAUCGCAAAAGGAUGCGGCAGCAGUUCAAGCUAGAAGAGACCCCUUGUUGCGACUGCUUGGUUCAUUGUUUCUGCGCGCCCUGUGCCUUUUGUCAAGAAUAUCGCGAGCUCAAAAGUCGUGGAUUUGACAUGCCUAUUGGAUGGCAUGGUAAUAUGGAAAGGCAAAAUCGGGGAGUGGCCAUGGAAGCUGUUCCUCCUUUUGUGGAAGGUGGCAUGAAAAGGUAGAAAAUCUUCUGCGGGAGAAAUGUAUUAUAUUUCUUAAGUUAAUUUUAAUUUUAAAUAUUUAAUUAGUUAU
Mangifera indica (mango) is the source of this 970-nucleotide messenger RNA. Its product is annotated as cell number regulator 2-like. The transcript is spliced from 4 exons. NCBI's taxonomy places the organism in Eukaryota, Viridiplantae, Streptophyta, Magnoliopsida, Sapindales, Anacardiaceae. The coding region runs from base 439 to 900 and encodes 153 amino acids. The record is from RefSeq and is a predicted model, not a curated record.